CCUUGGAUUUUGCUGAUGACCCCGGAGAGUUUUGCCUGAAGAUGGAAACACUGGAGUCGGAGCUGACCUGCCCUAUUUGUCUGGAGCUCUUUGAAGACCCUCUCCUGCUGCCCUGUGCACAUAGCCUCUGCUUCAACUGCGCCCACCGUAUCCUGGUCUCUCACUGUGCCACCAACGAGCCUGUGGAGUCCAUCAGCGCCUUCCAGUGCCCCACCUGCCGGCAUGUCAUCACGCUCAGCCAGCGAGGUCUAGACGGGCUCAAGCGCAACGUCACCCUACAAAACAUCAUUGACAGAUUUCAGAAAGCAUCUGUGAGCGGGCCCAAUUCUCCCAGUGAGACCCGCAGGGAGCGGGCCUUUGACGCCAACACCAUGUCCUCUGCCGAGAAGGUUCUCUGCCAGUUCUGUGACCAGGAUCCUGCCCAGGAUGCUGUGAAGACCUGUGUCACUUGUGAAGUGUCCUACUGCGAUGAGUGCCUAAAAGCCACUCACCCGAACAAGAAGCCCUUUACAGGCCAUCGUCUGAUUGAGCCAAUCCCGGACUCGCACAUCCGGGGGCUGAUGUGCCUGGAGCACGAGGAUGAGAAGGUGAAUAUGUACUGUGUGACCGAUGACCAGUUAAUCUGUGCCUUGUGUAAACUGGUUGGGCGGCACCGCGAUCAUCAGGUGGCAGCUUUGAGUGAGCGCUAUGACAAAUUGAAGCAAAACUUGGAGAGCAAUCUCACCAAUCUCAUUAAGAGGAAUACAGAACUGGAGACCCUUUUGGCUAAACUUAUCCAAACCUGUCAACAUGUUGAAGUCAAUGCAUCACGUCAAGAAGCCAAAUUGACAGAAGAAUGUGAUCUUCUCAUUGAGAUCAUUCAACAAAGACGACAAAUUAUUGGAACGAAGAUUAAAGAAGGAAAGGUGAUGAGGCUCCGCAAACUAGCUCAGCAGAUUGCAAACUGUAAACAGUGCAUUGAAAGGUCGGCAUCACUCAUUUCCCAAGCAGAACACUCUCUGAAGGAGAAUGACCAUGCCCGCUUUCUACAGACAGCAAAGAAUAUCACUGAGAGAGUUUCCAUGGCAACUGCAUCCUCCCAGGUCCUAAUUCCUGAAAUCAACCUCAAUGACACAUUUGACACUUUUGCCUUAGAUUUUUCUCGGGAGAAGAAACUGCUAGAAUGUCUGGAUUACCUUACAGCUCCCAACCCUCCCACAAUUAGAGAAGAGCUCUGCACGGCUUCCUAUGACACCAUCACUGUUCACUGGACUUCGGAUGAUGAGUUCAGUGUGGUCUCCUAUGAACUCCAGUACACCAUAUUCACUGGACAAGCCAAUGUUGUUAGUCUGUGUAACUCAGCUGAUAGCUGGAUGAUUGUGCCCAACAUCAAGCAGAACCACUACACUGUGCAUGGCCUACAAAGUGGCACCAAGUAUAUCUUCAUGGUCAAGGCCAUCAACCAGGCAGGCAGCCGCAGUAGUGAGCCUGGGAAGUUGAAGACAAACAGUCAGCCAUUUAAACUGGAUCCCAAAUCUGCUCACCGAAAACUGAAGGUGUCCCAUGAUAACCUGACUGUAGAACGAGAUGAGUCAUCAUCCAAAAAGAGUCACACACCAGAACGCUUCACUAGCCAAGGGAGCUAUGGAGUGGCUGGAAACGUGUUCAUUGAUAGUGGCCGGCAUUACUGGGAAGUGGUCAUAAGCGGAAGCACAUGGUACGCCAUUGGCCUUGCAUACAAAUCGGCCCCCAAACAUGAAUGGAUUGGGAAGAAUUCUGCUUCCUGGGCCCUCUGCCGUUGCAACAAUAACUGGGUGGUUAGGCAUAACAGCAAGGAAAUCCCCAUUGAGCCAGCCCCCCACCUCCGGCGCGUAGGCAUCCUGCUGGACUAUGAUAAUGGUUCCAUCGCUUUUUAUGAUGCUUUGAACUCCAUCCACCUCUACACCUUUGAUGUGGCGCUUUCACAGCCUGUGUGCCCCACCUUUACUGUGUGGAACAAGUGUUUGACAAUUAUAACGGGCCUUCCCAUCCCAGACCAUUUGGACUGUACAGAACAGCUGCCUUGAGUAUCCAGCCCCAGAGCAGCUCUGAGGAAUAACAAAGGUUGAGGCCACUGUUUAGGGGAUUGGGAAACUAAGGCUUCAAGAGUGUGAUUGAAUCUCCCCAGCUUGUCCAGAAAACCAGCUCAGAUAGGGCUCCAGAUGAGAGAUUUCCUUCCUUUUAUUGUGUUUUGUAUUAAGUUCAGGCUUUAAUAAUUUCUUUGAUUUUUUUUGUAUUUAGAGGAAAAUCUAUAGAUUAU
Molecule: messenger RNA, 2278 nt
Organism: Peromyscus eremicus (cactus mouse)
Lineage: Eukaryota; Metazoa; Chordata; Mammalia; Rodentia; Cricetidae
Gene: Mid1
Product: midline 1
Exons: 9
Coding region: 42-2045 (667 amino acids)
Molecular function (GO): protein binding; zinc ion binding
Source: RefSeq, a predicted model, not a curated record